AUGGCACUCGAGACCACUGAAGACGGAUGGACUGACCACUCGAGUUGUUGCGAACAAAGAGAUUUCCGACACUUUGUAUGUCUGGACCACAUGUCGACAUACACCAAUUGUAUUCUAUCGCACCAUAAAGUGCUGUCGAGUGAACCGCAAGAGUUUCGCGUAACUCAUGUUCACCACAAUUGGGCUAUAAUUAAGUGGAAACCCCCGAAGAAGCUGGCCCACACUGUCACCAAAUAUUACGUCCACUUCAGGGAAACAGGCAGUGAUUCGCCAAACAUCUACCAAAUCGACGUCAGCACCCGUUCCCCUCAUCUCAUCGAUAACCUAAGACCC
This is a messenger RNA of Oppiella nova, 333 nucleotides long. The record is from the annotation of a GenBank genome assembly. NCBI's taxonomy places the organism in Eukaryota, Metazoa, Arthropoda, Arachnida, Sarcoptiformes, Oppiidae.